Molecule: messenger RNA, 3307 nt
Organism: Cydia pomonella (codling moth)
Lineage: Eukaryota; Metazoa; Arthropoda; Insecta; Lepidoptera; Tortricidae
Gene: B9d1
Product: B9 domain-containing protein 1
Exons: 3
Coding region: 68-661 (197 amino acids)
Biological process (GO): cilium assembly
Cellular component (GO): MKS complex
Source: RefSeq, a predicted model, not a curated record
UUAGUUUACCCGGUGUGCUCGGAAACUCUGAAUAAACGCGAAAUUAAAUAACUCCGUGAAUCUAUAAAUGAAAGAAAUCGAAAUCACCAAGUUUCUCGUGUCAUUCACGGGUCAAAUUGAAAAUGUGGUUUUCCCAGCGGGUGUAUUCGACGAGUUGUUGUAUAUUCAAUAUGAGGCUGUAUGGGGCCCCGAUUGGAGUCCAGUGUCGGGUUUAACAUCAGGGAACAGUCAGAUGGCUCGUUCAGGAGCCAAUCCUGAAAGAGUAGUCUUUAAUAUGCCUUUAGAGAUGGUUUUCAGCAGCACAAAUGUGUCAGGAUGGCCACAACUGGUGAUCACAGUCCGCGCACAGAACAUGAUAGGUGGGGACACGCUGCGCGGCUAUGCGUUAGUUCCGCUGCCAGCCACUACGGGCGCACGGGCUUGCGCGGCGCCACUGCUGCGCCCGCUCGCCGCGACCAUGCUGGGCGAGUGGCUCGCCUGGCUCACUGGUAGGCAUCCCGAACUCGCAGAGCCGAGGAUGCUGGCUUGUGGAAAAGAGAAUUACUUGUUAAGAACCGAGUCGUAUGGGACAGUUGAGGUGCGGACGUCCAUGGUCUCCAAGGACUUCAGGCGGCUUGGAUACGACAACCAACCAUCGUCUAACGAGACUUAUAAUGCCUGAUAUUUGUAAACAAGUUUGUAAGUUACAUGAAUUAUUUGACGAACUAAAGUCACCGACAUGGCCCACCGGAUUAGCAAGCUGAAGUAGCAAUGGGCAGGCCACAUUGCACGCAGAGAAGAUGGCCGAUGGGGUCGAAAAGUGCUCGAGUGGAGACCACGGAUUAGCAAGCGUAGGACGACCACCCACAAGAUGGACAGACGACCUUAUUAAGGUCGCCGGAAGACGCUGGAUGUGGGUCGCUUCCAACCGGUACAUGUGGAGGGCCAAGGGGGAGGCCUAUGUUCAGCAGUGGACGUCUUAUGGCUGAGAUGAUGAUGAUGUUGAAUUAUUUUGGUGAAUAAUAUGUAGUAUGUAAUAUUAGGCCAAUUGCACCCAGGGAUCGAAUACCGGUAUAUUUUUCAUACAAUUUAACCGGUAUUCAAUUUCGGUAUCUCGGUUGUUUAUUUAUGUUUUUGCAUUUCACUUAGCUAAGUCCUUACCUAAUUACCAUUCUAGAAUAUCAAAGAAAUAUUUGGAAUGAUACGUGAUUUUUUAUUUUUAGUUAUACCGGUAAUGAUCCCUGGUUGCACUUAGGUAUUAGGCUGCGGAUUGGACGCAACCGGCACGCGGCGCAGUGAGCGGCAAUUGCGGCUAAUCAAAGCCGUUCAUACAGUUGCUCGAGCGCAUUUAGUAAAUGUAUGUAUGACCUUGAUUUACUGCUCGCCGCACCGCGCGCCGUUUGCGUCCAGUCCACGGCCUCACACUCACCACUCACAUCACACAUAAUCCAGCCAUCGUUCCGUAGAAAUCCGUCUAUUUUCAUAGCAAAUGUAGUUUGUUGGUGCAAUCUGCUCUGUUUAACUUGCGUACUUAGGUACUAAGAUUUAUUUCGUUACUUUUCAACUCAAUUUAUUUCUAGUUACGGUUAGCUGAAAUAUAUAAGUCAGCAAUUUUGCAGCAGUGUAUACUUGUAUAGUAAGUAAUAUAACGAGUAUUAAUUAAAUGUGGACUGGAGUUGGAAACAGAUAAUAUGCUUUUUGGCUAUAAACAUUGCGUUUGCGAUAGUAGUACUGCAUAUACAAUAUGUAUUAUUAUGUAUACAUAGGGUUUGAAUUUAGGGAAGGGAAGCCAAUUAGCUCCACAAAUAAGUACCUACAUUAAAAUAUUUUUUCAAGCGGUUAAACUACUGUAGACCUACUGAUGGCCAAGUUCAGCUCUGGAACACCCUUUUUCCUAUAAAUGAUUUAGGGGGCAUCUAUUAAUUUAUGUAAGGGGUUUUAGAGGAUUUUUUGACCCCCUGGUGAGAUGUCGUGAGAUUUGUCUCGAUCCCCUACCUCCCCCCUAAUCUCACGUGAGAUCUUUCAAAUUUUGUAUUUUUAGUACUUUUUAUUAGUACUCAAUUGGCUUUACUAUUUCUAUUAAGAGUAUAGUAAAGACUGAUAGAUAUGUGUGAUCGUUUAUAUAUUUUAGUCCAGACACAUGUUUUAACUAAAAAAUAAUCUUAUCCCCUUGAAUUUUUACACAAUUAUUUGCCUGAAAAUAAUUACGUGGUAUUUGCCAAAAUCCCCCUCACCCCCACGUGAGAUAUAGUGAGAUUCGGCUUGACCCCCUUCCCCUCUGAAGCCCUCCCGUAAUUAAUGGACGCCCCUUAUUAUCUGGAUCGACCUUUUGCUCUUGUUAUUAGAAAACACGACGAUUUUUUUAUGUAAUUCGAUCACGGUCUACUAUCUACCUCCUUUUCUUUAGUACACGUGCAAGAGAGAAAAAAGAAGUCACGGACAUAACUGAAGCCUAUAAUAAAUAUAAUGAUGUAUGCCGUGCCGUGCUGUCAGUUCUGUAAGUACGUUGACACUUCGACAGUAACCUAGGGCCUAUAUGCCCGCAUAUUAAUGAUUUACUCGGAAAAAGGUUGUUGCUAAUCAAUUAUGUAGCCUUACAAGCUACUGUAACGCUACUGUAUUAUUUGAUUCGUCCAUUUCUUGCUUUAGUCUAGUUAGAUAAUUUACUUAACUAGCAGUUCGCCCCAAACGGAGAACUCGCGGUUCGCAAUAAAGUAUAUGUACUUUGAGUAGAUUCAUACGAGGGCUGCCUUUUAAGUCUUGUCGCACAUGAGCUAUUGUAGGAACCUAUAACAAAAAGUAAUGAAUACUGAAUACAUUUUUUACCUUACGCCGAUGUGACGGUAGCGAAACGCCAAGCCACAUAUUUUGAUUAAGGUGUAGAGUUUGUGAAGUUAGGGGGUAAGGAGUCGUUCAGUAAAAAAGUGGCAGUGAAUUAUCUAGUAUAUUUUUUUUAUUUUUUACUAAUUAUGAAGCAGUUUAUUUUUUUCAGUAAUCUGUAGAUAAGAUACUGUAAGUAUAAUAACAGUAAAAUCAUAUUGAGAAAUAUCAGAUUGUUUAAGUUUUCUCAUUUUUGCAAUGUAUUUCAUAACUUUUUGUACAACACAAUUUGACAAUCUUCACUUGCCGUUAUCCACAAUGCCACACUUGAAUUACAAUUUUCACAUGAAUUGUCUUAGGAGACAUGUAAUAUAAAAGGCGAACACUUCAAUUCGCCCUUUUAAAUUUAAAUACGAUUGUAUUUAAUUGUAUAGAAUAGUAUGUACGGAUUACUACAAAAAUGCGCUACUUCAAAAUUAUCACUAAAUAAAAUGAAAAAUCCACAUAA